Mycena citricolor is the source of this 3295-nucleotide messenger RNA. Lineage: Eukaryota; Fungi; Basidiomycota; Agaricomycetes; Agaricales; Mycenaceae. The record is from the annotation of a GenBank genome assembly.
CCGCGUCCUCAUGCCCUCGAGAUCAUGUCAGUACACAACAGCGGCGUCAAGACUCAACAGGCCAAAUGUCGAAAUGUCCACAACGUUUCCGUCUGCAGAGCCGGAUCUAGCAUAGAAAGACAAUUCCCACUUAUCUGGCGAACAACUGUUACUCGCAAGGCCGCGCCGUUUUCACCCAAGCUUGACCGAAAACGAUUCUCCCUGCUCUCAAGAUGGUCUCACUCUUGCCGCCCCUGCGCGGGAAUGCAUCCUAGCACGGAAUAAUCGACGUUUGGUACCGAUUGUCUCCAGUAGCUCGGAAGGACGUGCCGGAGGAGAGCAGAGCAAGGUCUGGACGGGUAUGCACACAUCCCAGAGUGUCUUUCCCCAGGUCGCAGCUGCACGCCUCUGAUGAGAAACACUUGCGGAGACGCUAUACCGCUCCCAGCUGAGCUCGACUCGUCUGCAUAAAAGCCAUCUCUGGGGGCGGAUUGUGUCGUGUGGGGAUCCAGGCGUAUCAUACAGCAUGAGCACUUCCCGCUUCACUGCAAUCCUUAUCACGACCUCUGUGAUCAUCCACACGCUGCUCGCGCAUGCGUCGCCGACGUUCAUCGGCGGGGCGUACCGCGAGCCGCGCUCAAGCGAUCUGACGACGUUGCACCCAACGCUGCACCCCAACGACGACCCCAGCGACCUGAACAACCUCAAGGGCGACCACCACACAGCGCUGUACUACGCAGCAUCCCCCGACUCGGCGGUCCAAGGCGCGGCGCUGAUCCAUAUGAAGCACCGGUAUCCCACCGUCCUGGUCGAGCGGUCGCACUUCGUCUCGUCUGUCACCUGCGAUGCCGCGUCCUCCACCAUCACGGUCAGAUUCUCGCACCCGGCGGCGUACGACACGGCCAAGGCGGACUGGGCAGCGCACAAGGACGGAUUCUUCCUCGUGUCGUACGUGCCGGGGUGCGGCGCUGGCACGACGUCGUCUGAGCGCUCGUUCCACCUGGUGUCUGGGACGCUCAAGACGGACGACAAGCAGCGGACUAUCGAGUGCCUGAUGGAGACUGUGCCGAUUCACGACACGGUGCACCCGAACGAGGAGAUCCGCGUGCAUGCGGCAACCUAUACACUGGAGAAGCCCAAGAGUCCGUACAGAGAUGCCGUCCAUGUACCCCACAUGGUGCAGGCGCGGGAUCUGGUGGUCACGCAGUCGGACUUGAGCAGUCGCGGGUUCUCGUUUGGUGACAUUAUUAAGAUCGCGAUCAAGAUCAACCCGGUGCUCAACUUUGCCGUCAACGUCGUGGGCAAGCUCAUCAAGUUCAAUGAGCACCCCAAGAAGACCGGAACGUUCCGCAGCCAGGAUGUCGUUCCGUGGAAGGACAAGUUCAAGAAACCAAACGACUCGUAUUUGCUCUACGAGUAUCCACCGAAGAAACCCGGUUCGGGGAAGAAGAGCUCCUCUCAGGCUGCGGGUGGCAGUUCCUCGGCCAGCAAGAACGCGACCAGUACGACCACCAAGUCGAUCCAGUUCUUCUGCUCCCAGUGUGGUGUCCGUGAGUUGCUCAUUCGGCGAAUUGCUUCGGGGAGGCCGACUUCCGUUGCAGAGGCCACUAUCCGAUUCAGCGCCAAUAUCGUCGGGACUGUUGCCGAUGGGUUCACACAGGCCGACGUGCAGUUGGAUGCAGAUGUCAACCUGAGACUGGUGCUUGGGAUCAAAGCGACGUACACGUACAAAGACAAGAAAGAGCUGGAUCCCAUUGGAGGUGUCAUUCCAGGCGCUGGCCUCGAGGUUCCGAAAGUGCUCAAACUGGGACCAGAAGCCAACGUGGUUCUGGGAAUCGACUACUCGAUCAAACUGGAGGGCAUGCUCGAAGCCGGAUUCGAGUGCGCGUGGAAAGGCGUCGGUGCGAAACUCGACUUCAAAGACGCGUCGAACUCGGGGAUGAUCGGCACCUGGGACCUCAGCUCGGCCUGCCACCCGGUCUUCGUCCCCGAGGCCGCGCUUACGAUCACUGUCUCGCCUUUCAUUCGACUCGAGGUCGCGCUGACGGCGUCGCUGUUCCCCGUGAUCCCGGUGAGCUUCCUGACGGGCAAGGCGGCGAUGAACGACCAGGUGUCGCUCGUGCUCGAGGGCAGCGUGUCGACCAAGGCGGGCAAGUGCGCCGCGCGGCAGCCGCGGUUCACCGGGAAGCUGAAGAACGAGCUGUAUGUCACCGCGCUCAAGUUCAAGCCGCUGCAGCUGCUGAAUCCGCCGCUGACGUUCCCGCUGUUUGAUGAAUGCGUCGGCAAGGCCUCUUCCUCGAGCAGCAGCAGCAGUGACUCUGGUUCAGCUGACGAGUCUACUCCCGGCGGAAGCUCGUCUGUGAAGGGCGGAACGACGACAUACAACGACGACUCGGAUGGCAAUGACCCUUCUGCGAACGAUCGCCCGGGUGGGAACGACGGGAUUGGACGUCGGCAGGAUUCGACCGAUCUAGGAGGAGCGCCUGAUGGGUCCGGCGGUGCCGAUUCUUCGGAUGCUGGUGAUCAGUCCGCUUCGGAUGAUCCAUCCGCCUCUGCUGAUCCUUCAGCUGCUGGCGACUCUUCGGCUGGCGAUGGUUCUUCCGGGGCGAGCGAUCCAUCCACCAGCGACCCAUCCAGCUCUGGAGCCACCUCGGACAACGAUCCAUCCCCAGCUGCAUCGUCGUCUGAGGAUACCGGUUCCGGUUCUGGCACAUCGAUCCCGACCAACCUGCAGUGCGAGAAAGCGCGUCUGCAGAUGGACUGGAUUGUCGAAGGCAGCGUGGUUGUGACCCGCAUGGAUGGAUCGGACCCCUAUAACGGGUGGGUCAGUCAGGACGGGCUGACGUACGGCACUGCGCCCGCCGCGGCCAUGGUCCUGUACACCGUCCCAACUCAAGCAGGCACGGGCAAGCUGGUCGUUGCCGCGUCGCCUCCAGAUGGGGGAGUUCAAUUAUACUUCUACACCGCCGACGAUGUGCGUCAGUCGCCCAAUCCGUACGCGGUGGCGCUGGACCCGGGCGAUCCGAGUGAUUCGUCGCCUUCGAGCCCCGUUUUCUAUUACACGGCGCUGUGCUUGAUGGCGGAUGGGACGUCGCAUGUGUUCCUGACGACGAACCCCGCGCAGAGCGAAGGCGGGCUCGCUCAGAGCCUGGCUGAUCUCACCGGCGGCUCGACGAGCUGUGGCUAUUUCCCGUUUACGCAAUAUAUGCAGCAGAUGUGAUCUGAAUUUAAUCAGUUGGGCGCUCUGGCAGCAUCAUAAUAUCACUCUCUCGCAGUUCUAAUCGGGGCCCAUGAAAAUGGUGCAAGACUGAAUGAA